AUGAAUCAAUACUUUUUUCUGCAUACUUACUUUCAAGUGAGCCGCUUGAUAGGACUGUGCAAUCUGCACUACGAUUUCUCGAAUCAUCGGUUCAUCCUCAAUCACGUGCCCACAGUGGCAUACUGUGUGAUCGUGAAUGUGGUCUAUCUCUUGAUCCUUCCAUUUGCCCUGUUCCUGCUAACUGGUAACAUCUACGAUUGCCCAGAUGCGGGCAUGUUUGGAGUGGUCUACAACGUGGUGGCUCUGACCAAACUCCUGACCAUGCUUUUCCUAAUGAGCAGUGUUUGGAUACAGAGGCGUCGAUUGCAUAAGUUGGGAAACGACUUGAUGAAAAUGGUGCACAAAUUCCGAUUUAAUCUUGGAAACGAUUGUAGGAAUAGAUGCCUGUGCAAGGCUCUGCUGACCAGCUCUAGAUUUUUGCUCCUUACCCAGCAGCUGGUGACCCGGGACUCAGUGGUUAAUUGCGAGAGUAACUCCAGUUUGAGAAGAGCUAUGGUUCCGUACCAAAGGGCUGCCAUAGUGUACGCCUUAAUCAUGAUUCUAUUAAUGAGCUAUGUGGAUUUGACUGUCUAUAUGGUCGAAGUGGCUGGCAAUUGGCUGCUGGUAAAUAUGUCCCAGGUGGUUCGGGAAAUGGUCCAAGAUCUAGAGGUACUACCCGAGAGGAAUGGCAUUCCGCGGGAGAUGGGACUGAUGCAGAUCCUUGCCGCCUGGCAAAAACUUUGGAGGCGCUGUCGCCGUUUGGAUGCGCUGCUCAAACAGAUCGUUGACAUCUUCCAGUGGCAGUUGCUCUUCAACCUGCUAACCACGUAUAUAUUCAGCAUUGCUGUUUUGUUUCGAAUGUGGAUUUACCUGGAAUUUGAUAAAAACUUUCAUUUAUGGAAGGGCAUAUUAUAUGCGGUUAUUUUUCUGACCCAUCACGUCGAAAUCAUAAUGCAAUUUUCCAUUUUCGAGAUCAACCGCAGUAAGUGGUUGGGACUUUUAGAAGGUGUCGGAAAUCUAUGGGACAUUAAUAAUUCGGGAAGCCAAUGUAAUAAAAGCCGGGGUAUGAUUCUGUCAAGAAAGUUAGAGUUUUCCCUGUUCUACUUGAAUCGCAAACUCCAACUGAAUCCAACACGUGUGAGACGUCUGCACAUCGUUGGAUUGUUCGAUCUGAGUAAUCUAACCGUCCACAACAUGACCAGGAGUAUAAUAACCAAUGUGUUAGUUCUGUGUCAGAUUGCCUAUAAAAUAUAUGGUUGA
This is a messenger RNA of Drosophila sechellia, 1239 nucleotides long. RefSeq names its product Gustatory receptor 58c (gene Gr58c). The record is from RefSeq and is a predicted model, not a curated record. Bases 1 to 1239 code for a protein of 412 amino acids. Lineage: Eukaryota; Metazoa; Arthropoda; Insecta; Diptera; Drosophilidae. The transcript is spliced from 2 exons. Gene Ontology annotation, biological process: sensory perception of taste. Gene Ontology annotation, cellular component: membrane.